AUGCUUUUUAAAUUACUUUGGUACUUGCUGGUUGGUGCACCCGUUCUUGUUUGCUGCUCAAACAGCAAACUUGAGCAACUAGAUACCGACACGUUGGCAUUCCCUGAGCCUCUUACCGCUAUUAACUUCGAUAUGGAAAUGUCAAAACAUCUACAUCUGGUUGAAUUUUAUAGUCCGUACUGUCACCACUGCAAAGCUCUUGCCCCAACGUGGGAGAAAACUUGGCGGACGUUUUUUAACGAAGGACGUAAGCUGAACAUCUCACUGGUACAGAUCAACUGCGUGGAAAGCGGCGAUCUUUGUGCUAGAGAGAGGAUUAACUCUUACCCUGCUAUCAAACUUUAUGGGCCAAGCGGCUUCAUAAAAGACUACCCUGACUCUUUGAAACGGACUUCAGAAGCGUUGAUUAACUUUGCCCGUCAAGAAGCAUUAAAUGUGGAUAACUUUGAUUCAACUCUACUUGAAAGUCAAAGCAUUUCUUUGAAAGGUUCAGAGCUUUUACGUUUAUUAGCUGGUGCCGCUGAGAAAUCGUAUUUGGUCUCAUUUUGGCCAUCAUCCAGUCUUGAUAGGCCAGACAAUAGUGACGUUGCAUUUGAAAAGUGCAAUGUGUGUCCAGCUUUUCAGAAGACCUGGACUGUCAUUUCCAACAAUCUUCCAAAUGAAGGCUAUGUGACUGCCCACGUUAACUGUGAAACUGAAAGAAUAGUUUGUGAAGAACUAGGAUUCAAUGAUUUAGCUGAACUAAGGAACCACAGACAAAACAGAGCGCCACGAGUAGCUCUUAUUGUCCCAAACAAAGAAACGAAUAAUUUUUUUCCCUACACUGGUGGAGAUCAGAGCGUGCGUGCUAUUGAGGACUUUGCACUACGAACAAACGCCAAUGCUCAAAUACCUGACGUUGAUGAAAAAGCACUGAGGGCCUUGGUGUCUGAGUUCCAGCCGAUCAAACAAACUGCUGAAGAAAUAGAUACUACCGUUCAUGUUGUCUUCAAGUAUGACGCGGGUACCGUUGUGCCAGAAGACUUUGACAUUCUCGAACAACUUAUUGAGCCGGUCUCGAAAAUUCCCAACACGUAUCUGCACAAAAGCACAGAUGAUUUGAAGCAACUUUCGCACGAUCUAUAUACUGAUCUGUACCAGGCAGUGAAUCAGCUCCCAGAAGAACGCGAUAUAUUUCCAAAUGAGGAAUUUUUUACCAUGACUACAUUGACGCAGUAUCCAACCUUUUUCAUCUUCAAACAGAACGGCCUGAUUCCAAGUGUAUUUCAUGGCUACUCAACUACCGAAAUGCGCAAUUUAGAGCUCAUUUUAGACUGGAUUAAUCGAAAUACUCUUCCUGUGAUAAAUGAGCUCACCCCCACGACAUACGAAGGGCUAUUGAACUUUUUUCCGGACUGGUAUGAGUACAUGACCAUCAUGUUUGUAGACUCAAGCGACAAUGAGUUGUCCCAGAGCAUGAAGUUCAUCAACGAUUGCAUUUUAAGUACUUACGAUUUUGAGUCUGUUCGAAGCCAAAACUUGAUGGAAGAAAUAAGGAGACAGAGGUCUCGUAAAGCUGAAGAGGUCGAAAACUUGACAGCAAAGCAUGCCACGUCUUCAAGCAUUGUUGAUAAAAUGCGCGAAGAAAUUGCCCACGACGAUGGUCAUCGGGUUCUCUUUGCAUUCCUCGACCUAGCAAAAUACAGAUCACUACUUAAUGACGAAGGCCUGAGAGCGGGCGGUCGCCAUUACCAAAACGGGGAAGUUAUUAUCAUAGAUAAGAAGACGACUUUAAGUUUCUACGAAAAUGAUAUUCAGGGAAACAUGCUGACGAUGAGAAACCCAUCAGGUUUAAAAGAAACUUUAUCCACGUUGGUGUUUCCCUCCUCUAUUGGAUCCAACCCGAUAGUUGGGACGAAAGUCGAUAAGAUUCAGGCGCGUUUGUUCUCAAUCCUCGGUUUAUUCAAGGGACCCGGCAUUGUCGGAUACCUUCUCGUUUUCAUCCUUAUUAUCCUUGUAACCAGGCUUCCAACAUUGACGAGAAAACUCUCUAUUGCACGCAAGUACCGGAAUCGCAGAGACGUCACUGGCAUUUUAGGGAGGCAAAAAUCCAAGGAUUGA
Molecule: messenger RNA, 2100 nt
Organism: Lachancea dasiensis
Lineage: Eukaryota; Fungi; Ascomycota; Saccharomycetes; Saccharomycetales; Saccharomycetaceae
Source: the annotation of a GenBank genome assembly